Messenger RNA from Tripterygium wilfordii, 2128 nucleotides. RefSeq names its product la-related protein 6B-like. Gene Ontology annotation, cellular component: nucleus. Gene Ontology annotation, biological process: RNA processing. Gene Ontology annotation, molecular function: mRNA binding. The record is from RefSeq and is a predicted model, not a curated record. NCBI's taxonomy places the organism in Eukaryota, Viridiplantae, Streptophyta, Magnoliopsida, Celastrales, Celastraceae. Bases 223 to 1767 code for a protein of 514 amino acids. The transcript is spliced from 10 exons.
CCCACGCCCAUCAAUGCCGAUAGUGUAAGUUCGGUCCAAUCAAGAACCAGCGGAGAACAAGAAUCUCUCCAUUUCUCCUUCCUACCCGUGCAGGGCCCCCGUCCCCCCCCACAUUACUGCGGCCACCAUCGCCACCAGCAGCAAUAGUACUAUCACAACCCCUAGAUCCCAGUUACUGGAAUUUUCGAAGCAUACCAUCCAGUAAUAGUUCCUAUUUUUAGAAUGGCCCAAGAAGACGACCUAGAUUCUGACAAGUCUCAGUCUCAAGCUACUUCCUCAUCUACAGAGCCGUCGUUAUCCAGAAACUUGUCGCUUAGUAAGCUCAACGCUCAGGCGCCUGCAUUCGUGCCCACUCGGAAUCCUACAUCUCGGUCAGAUCCACCUCCACAUCAACAGCAGCAGCGGCUAGUUAUCCCUCCUCCUCCUAUGGUGCAUGUCUACCCACCUGCCGCUGCUGCUUCUCCCACUCAUCCUCCUCCUCCCCCGCCAUUUCAUGUCCCUGUACACAGUCCCGUGCGCGUGCCAACCCAUGUGGUUCCCAUCCAGAAUCAUCACAGUCAGCACCAUAGUAAUCAGAGGAAUCAUCAACGUCAUCAAAAUCAUUACCACCCUCAUAGUCAGCAUCAUCAAUAUGUGCCGGUGCACUAUCACGGCCAGGAUCAGUAUCAUGACAGUGGCGUUGGUGAGCAGGAGGUUGAAGCUUCAACGAAGAAGGGGCAUCAAACAACGCAAGCUCAGGGAGAACAAAAUCACGGUGAUCCCCCAUCGAAAAACGGGGUAUCAGAGGAAGCCGCACAAAAGAUUUUGAAUCAGGUGGAGUAUUAUUUCAGUGAUCUUAACUUGGCCACUACCGAUCAUCUGAUGAGGUGCAUUAGCAAAGAUCCAGAAGGAUAUGUGCCCAUAUCUGUUGUUGCAUCUUUCAAGAAGAUAAAAACCCUCUUAAUUAGUAAUUCUCAGCUUGCCACUGUUCUGAGGACUUCACCAAAGCUGGUAGUCAGUGAGGAUGGGAAGAAAGUAAGACGACAGCAUCUCUUAACUGACAUGGAAGGAUUGCAAUCUCGCAUAGUAGUUGCUGAAAAUUUACCUGAAGAUCAUUGUCACCAAAAUCUCAUGAAAUUUUUUUCUUCCGUUGGGAGUGUGAAGACAAUCCGUACUUGUCAGCCUCAAGCUUCUUCUGGUGGAACUUCUUCAGCAUCGAGAUCGGCAAAAGCUGAUGGCAUGCAUUGCAGUAAUAAGCUGCAUGCAUUCGUGGAAUACGAGUCUGUUGAGUUUGCCGAGAAAGCAGUUACUGAGCUAAAUGAUGAGGGUAACUGGAGGAGUGGGCUUAGGGUCUGCUUGAUGCUCAAACGCACGGUAACCUCAAUGGCAAAAUCUGCUCAAGCGCGAGGGAAGAAAGCAAAUGAUGGGGAAGGGCAUUAUGAGGAAGAGGACACUUCAAUGUCUGAUCUGCGGCCUAAUGAUAAACAGGCUGGAGAUUCUUCCCAACAGUUUGAUGUCCACUCACACGAUCAUACAGGAGAGGGACAUAUCAAUGACAAGGAUGGUCUGUCAAAGAAGGGGCGUAACAGGGGGCAGGGAAAGGACCGUGGGCGGACUCAACACCAACAGAAUAAUCGUGGACACCACAUGGGAACACCCCUUUCAAAUAACAUGGUUUUCAAUGAGCAGCAAAUACCAGCAAAGCAACCUCCUGGGCCACGAAUGCCUGAUGGUACAAGAGGAUUUGCAAUGGGUCGAGGGAAGCCAGUGGCUGUUAACAUGGAAUGAUAUAUAUAUAUAACAUGUUGUCUUAAUGUAUAUUGCAUGCAAGUGUAUCUUGGGAUAUGAUACGGGUCGAGGGAAGCCAGUGGCUGUUAACAUGGAAUGAUAUAUAUAUAUAACAUGUUGUCUUAAUGUAUAUUGCAUGCAAGUGUAUCUUGGGAUAUGAUGAACCUUUAUGUAGCCGUGUAGAUGGCAGCGUUUUAGAAAGGCUGCUCAUCUUAGUUUUUCAGAGGUUCAAUUAGCAGUAUGAGUCAGAUUGUUCAAUGUCUAGAAGGACAAGGUCCCCUUCUUCCAUUGUUGAUCAAACCCAUUUAGUGUCAGCUCAACAAAGAUGGGGUUAAUAAAGAUUAGCCGUGUUACAAUUUCA